Molecule: messenger RNA, 1029 nt
Organism: Limulus polyphemus (Atlantic horseshoe crab)
Lineage: Eukaryota; Metazoa; Arthropoda; Merostomata; Xiphosura; Limulidae
Product: beta-1,3-galactosyltransferase 5-like
Exons: 1
Coding region: 1-1029 (342 amino acids)
Cellular component (GO): membrane
Molecular function (GO): hexosyltransferase activity
Source: RefSeq, a predicted model, not a curated record
AUGAUUUUGACUUAUCUAUCAUCCUAUAAGCUUUUCUUAAGCCCAAUUUAUGUUACACCUAAACCCACGGCUACGAGCUUGGCUCAGCUGUACGGUCAAAAUUUAUCCAGCCAAAUAUUUAUUGAAUCUUCCGUCAACAUCGAACCGUCACUGCCCUUCCUAGAAGAUACGAAUAGUACCCUCUAUCUCAGAGUGCAGCAGUUCCAGUUUACCAUAAACCAACCCAAACUGUGUGACGGUAUCUAUGGAAACCAGGAGAAAGCCAUAGUCGUUGUUUGCAGUGCUAUCUCAAACUUUUUACUGAGACAAGCUGUUAGAACAACCUGGUCAUCGGAAGCUACAACUCACGGAAACUUCAGUUCAGUGCGUGUGGUUUUCUUACUCGGCAUGUCAACCGACAAUAAAACUGAACAGCUCGUACACAGCGAGAGCGUCAAAUAUUCAGAUGUAAUUCAGGCAAACUUUAUUGAUUCGUAUAAAAACUUGACUUUGAAGUCGGCUCUGAUGUUACGGUGGGUGACAGAAUUCUGCAACAGUGUGAAUAUUUUGGUAAAAAUAGAUGAUGACACAUAUCUAAAUCUUGAGAAACUGAUGAAAAAAAUACGUUCUAGCCAUCCCAGUAACUCGCUCAAAAUUCAUGGACUAACUUUCGGAAGAUCGAGACCAGUACGGAAACAAAAUCACAAAUGGUUUGUAUCAGUAAAGGAGUUUCCUUACCGGCACUAUCCUGAAUAUGCAUCGGGACCAAUGUACUUCAUGCCAGUUGAGGCAGCUCGCCGGUUGUACGGCGUCGUCGAAACUACUCGCUACAUCUCGAUGGAAGACGUGUUCGUUACGGGCCUUUGUGCAGAGAAAGCCGGCAUCAAGAGGGCGAAAGUGGCCGGAAUAAAGACCCUGGGAAGCGGAUCUUUCAGGUUACAUGCAUGUGCCUUCUCUCGUGAGCUUGCUAUACAUCACAUUACUUAUCGAAUGCUCAUUACCAGGUGGAAAUAUUUUCAACUAGUGAAGAGCAAGUGCAAAAGUUAUUAA